UUUAAAAGCGAUUUGGUAUUUUACACUGUUUUGGUGGUCAAAACCUUACACUUUCAGUCACAUGUUUUAAAUUCUGCUGCUGUUUACAUCCUUCAUGAAACAAAACUUUCUGAAAUACAAGUGUUGGUGGUCAAAUUCCAUGAAAACCAACCAUAAUACCUGAAAAAUUAACUUAGUCCAUCCUUCCCUCCCUAUAUUGACAUCUAGAAAACAGUGAUACCCUGGUAUUUACAAUCUCACAUUUGCUUACAAAUACUCUUUUAUAGAUUUGACAAAACCCUAUUUCCCUUCAACUCUAAGCAAACAAGUAGCUGUUAUAUCCCUCUCCAUUGAUUUUCUUUUUCCCUUUUUCGUGAAAGGUGAGGCACCAAACACCUAAUUUUUGUUACUAAUAUCACAUUGCAGGUUACACCUAACUUCGUUUUCUCCUCGGUCCUCUCCAUUAUAAAAGGCCUCUCUUUGUAAAUCUAACACUUGUGCAGAGCAGCACUCCCACAUUUACAUUUUGCAAACAAAACAGGUCACCACUACUUGGAAACAAUAUUGAAAAGAUGGAACGAUUACAACACCUCUUGAUCUCAUUAUAUCUGCUUAUUCUCUCUAUCAAUUUAACCACAACCACAGCUCAAUCACCUGCGCCCGCUCCUGCACCACCCGGCCCCACUAAUGUCAUCAAAAUACUCAAAAAGGCUGGCCCCUUCAAGACCUUCAUCCGCCUUUUGAAAUCCACUCAAUUGGAUAGCAAUCUAAACUCCCAGCUUGGCAACACAAACAAUGGCUUGACCAUCUUUGCUCCAAGUGAUAGUGCAUUUUCAGCCCUUAAAACAGGCACUCUCCGCACCUUAACUGAUCAAGAAAAGGUCGAGUUGAUGCAGUUUCACAUUGUCCCUAUGUUCAUCUCAUCUUCCCAAUUUGAUACCGUGAGUAGCCCUUUAAAAACACACGCUGGAUCUGGUGCUAGGUUUCAGCUUAACGUUACCGCCAGUGGGAACUCCUUGAACAUAUCUACAGGACUUACCAACACCACCAUUUCCGACACUGUAUACACGGACACCCAUCUUGCUAUUUAUCAGGUUGACAAGGUGCUCCUUCCUUUGGAUAUAUUUACCCCUAAACCUCCACCACCGGCACCUGCACCGGCACCAAAGCUUAAAGCAGAGUCAGAGAGCCCUGAUGAUGCUGUUUCUAAGAAGGAUAUUUCUAGCGCUGUAAGUUUUGUCAUGCAUCAUGAUACGGUGUUCUUUACAGUUGGUACUGUUGUUGCAAUAUCGUUUUCUUUGUGACCAGAAAAAGCCUAGGAACCAUGUGAUUGGGACAGCUUGUCCUGGAUUUGGUCCUCGUAGUUGACAGAAAAACUUGUUGCCUGAAAAGGAGUGAAAAAAAGAGAGAGGGAAUUCUCUAUAUGUUAUUACAGGAAACCUUCGAAAGCUGAAUGCCUCAAAUUGCUGCUUGUCAUAAAGAAAGCUGGCAUCACUUCUACAAGUUCGUUGAUUUAUUCAAAAUCUCUUUGUCUAGUACUUUCGUUGGUGGUGUGAACUUGGGUGCUGCAAUUGCAAUCUUCUAAACUUUUCUACACAUGUGAUGUUGUCUAGUACUUUCGUUGGUGGUGUGAACUUGGGUGCUGCAAUUGCAAUCUUCUGAACUUUUCUACACAUGUGAUGUUGUCUAGUACUUUCGUUGGUGGUGUGAACUUGGGUGCUGCAAUUGCAAUCCUCUAAACUUUUCUACACAUGUGAUGAUGUUACACGUUGAAAGAUAAGUUCAUUCCAUAUA
Molecule: messenger RNA, 1773 nt
Organism: Populus trichocarpa (black cottonwood)
Lineage: Eukaryota; Viridiplantae; Streptophyta; Magnoliopsida; Malpighiales; Salicaceae
Product: fasciclin-like arabinogalactan protein 12
Exons: 1
Coding region: 552-1283 (243 amino acids)
Source: RefSeq, a predicted model, not a curated record